Closterium sp. NIES-67 is the source of this 2919-nucleotide messenger RNA. The record is from the annotation of a GenBank genome assembly. NCBI's taxonomy places the organism in Eukaryota, Viridiplantae, Streptophyta, Zygnematophyceae, Desmidiales, Closteriaceae.
UCCGCAAAUCCCAAGAUCGCUGAUCCUAUUUUCCGAAGACCCAUUUUCGCGCAGUUCGGCAGUUUCUAGGUUCUACCACAGCCAUCUCUAGUGUGGUAACAGCUAAUUUCCGGUGAGCGCUAAAUCCCAGAAACGCUGCGAUGGCGUCAGAAGCGGCGCCAGGUCAGCUGGGCGCGCGGUGGACUCCUCCGGGGGGCGGCGCUGGCGGGAAAGCGGGAGCGAUUAGUAGUAGUCGUAGUAGCAAUAGCUGUGGCCUCCGUGUGAAUAACAGCCUGUGCAACGAGAAAGUUCCAUUCGUGCCGCAACAAGGACGACGAGUCACAUGGUACAUCUGUGGGCCUACGGUGUACGACUCGUCGCACAUCGGCCAUGCACGGACGUACCUCUCCUUCGAUAUUAUCCGACGCAUCCUCGAGGACUAUUUCGGGUAUGACGUAUUCUACGUGAUGAACGUGACUGACGUGGACGAUAAGAUCAUUGCGAGGGCCAGAAGGGACUACCUCAUCAAGCAAUACCUCCUAGCCACGUCAGAUGCCGCCCAGGUUUUGGCCGACACAGAAGCAGCAUUGGCAGCAGCAGUGGAGAAGCAGCGGGGGGUGGUUGAGGGAUUACGAAAGACUGCAGAGGGGGAGGGCAACGAGAAGAAGAAGGAGUCGUUGCUGCAGCAGGCCGCUCAGGAGGAGCUAAAAUUGCAGCAGCUGGAAGGGGCGGCAAAGGCUGUCUCGGAGCGGCUGGGCCCCGCCUGUGUGGCGGCUGGUGGACGGCGAGGCGUGUCUUUUCUGCUGGGACGGCGGGCAGAGGAGGUGGAGGCGACGGAGGGGGGAGCGGUGGGUGAAGUGGCACGAGGCAAUGGCACAGCAGAGGAUGGGGCAGCAGCAGCAGCAGCAGCUGACAAGACAGCAGCGGAGGCGGCGGCAGAUGCUCUGGCCGCGUCAUUGGAUGCGAAGCUGAAGGCGACAGUGGACUGAUGUCUCCAUCUUCAGACGCCUGGCUGCCAAGUACGAAGUGGAGUUCUUUGAAGAUAUGAAGGCGCUUGGCGUGCGGCCGCCCCAUGUGCUGACACGUGUUACAGAGUACAUCGACGCCAUCAUCAACUACGUGGAGAAGAUUGUUCAGCAUGGCUUCGCGUAUGCUGUCAACGGCAGCGUCUACUUUGACACCAAGGCCUUCAAGGAGUCGGGCCACAUGUACGGGAAGCUCUGCCCGUGGUCGGUUGGCAGUGCUGAGCUGGCAGCGGAGAGCGAAUCGGACUUUGCCACGUCAGAGAAGCGCAAUCGCAGCGACUUCGCUCUGUGGAAGGCCAGCAAGGCCGGGAGCCAUCGUGGCCGUCGCCUUGGGGCGAUGGACGGCCUGGAUGGCACAUCGAGUGCUCUGCCAUGGCGUCAGAUAUCGUUGGAUUUCCCAUGGAUAUUCACUCAGGGGGCAAUUGACCUGCGAUUCCCCCACCACGACAACGAGCUGGCGCAGGCAGAGGCAUUUCACGAGUGCUCCCAGUGGGUCAACUACUUCCUGCACGCCGGCCAUCUGCACAUCGAGGGCCACAAGAUGUCCAAGUCGCUCAAGAAUUUCAUCACCAUCCGCCAGGCUCUUGAGAAGUACAGUGCGCGCCAAUUCAGACUGCUCUUCCUGCUGCAAGCCUGGGACAAGCCAAUCAACUACGGGGAGGGUGCGAUGGCAGAUGCGGUGGGGAGGGAGAAGCAGCUCAGAAACUUCUUCCAGACAGUGCAGGCUGAGAUGCGGGCGGCGGGGGAGCAGGGCGAGGAGGCAUGGAGCGCUCUGGAGAAGACACUGAAUGCGGCUGUUUCGACUGCACAGGCUGAGGUCCGCGCUCGACUGGAGGACAACUUUGACACGGCGGGGGCCAUCUCAGCGCUCUUCGACCUCAUCUCAGCCACCAAUGUGUAUCUCAAAGACGCAUCCGCCAAAAACGCCGGCCACGGCCUCUCCUGCUGCAGUCCGCCGCCCAGUUUGUGUCUCGGAUUCUGCAGGUCUUUGGUCUGCUGGAUUCAAGCCUCGACUCAUUUGGCAUGAGCACAGGAGCCACAGCAGGGGCAGGGGCGGAACAAUCCAAGGAGGCCAUAGUGCUGCCCUACAUUCAAGGCUUCUCAACUUUCCGCGACGAUGUCCGGGCAGCAGUCCGAAGGAAUGCAACCAAGGACGAGCUCCUCUCCCUCACAGAUAAAGUCAGAGAUUACGCGAUGGUGGACCUUGGGAUCCGCUGCGAGGACCGGGGAGGGGCUGGGGGGGAGGCAGCGGUGGUGAAGCUGGAUGACCCCAAGGUGCUCGGGGCGGAGCGGGACGAGAGGAUUGCCAAGGCUGGUGCUGAGGCCAAGAGGAAACUGCAGACGAAACUGGCAGCAAAGGUGAAGGACCUGGAGCGGUGGCAGGCAGCAUCUACACCUCCCUCUGAGUUAUUCAAGAGGGCGGUUGAUAAGUACAGUGCGUGGGACGACAAGGGCGUGCCGACUCAUGAUAAGGACGGGAAGGAGCUCUCUGCCAAAGCAAAGAAGGGCGUGGAGAAGGAGCUGAAGAAGGCGGAGGAGUCCUUCGCCAAGUACCAGCAGAAGGUGGCUGAGGAUGCUGGCUUCCUGGAGUCGAUGAAAGAGGAGGUUGCCAGGCUGGAAGCUGAGCUGGCUAAGUGAUGGAAGCUGCCACCUGUAAUUGAUUAUGAAAGCCCGGGAGAAGAAUCGGAGUCUCUGGUCUAUGGUUGAUCCGCCAUUUCUUCACCUACGUAGCUUCCCGAAUCCCCACUCACUGAAGCGGUGCUCUAUUCCCCAGCGCUCUGCAUUUGACUUAGCCAGCCUGCUGGGGUCUAGUAGAAUAGAAAGCACAGCUGGAAUUCAGCAGCAUUGGUGCACACCGAGCACAACAAAUUUGUUACAAAGCUGUUACAGGACAGCAGGUUCAAUCGAGUGAUAA